AGGCGGAGCGAAAGGACUUUUUUUUUUCCUUGCUCCCGCCCCUCUUCUUCCCCUACCUGCCACGUACUGGUCCUGAGCUCUCGCUAGGCUUGGUGGGUCCGUGCGAUUGGCCGGGGCUCGCGCGAGCCUACGAGCGAGGUGCAGUAGUUACGGAGGGCCGCCGAGUGGGCCGUGACCGCAGCUGCCCCAGAGGCCCCAGAGGCCCCAGAGUCCCCAGAGUCCGGAGGCUCUGAGCCGGUCCAGUCAGCGGAGACCCGCGGAGAGGCGGCAGCGCGUCCGCGGCAAGCCGGAGAUGACUGCACUAACGGGACAAACUUUGGAAAGAAGCCCUGGUACCUGGCCCUGGGGAGUUUACAGUCCAUAGGAAACACCAAGGAAUACGUGAAUUUGCAGGCAAACAUGGCAGAUACAAAGUGGAGGAGACUAAUGUUUUCAGAUCCAUUGUCUUUUUCUAGAGUUGUAUAUAUCUAACAUCCUGGAGUCCACCAUGAAUGGACAGUUGGACCUAAGUGGGAAGCUAAUCAUCAAAGCUCAACUUGGGGAAGAUAUUCGACGAAUUCCCAUUCAUAAUGAAGAUAUUACUUAUGAUGAAUUAGUGCUAAUGAUGCAACGAGUUUUCAGAGGAAAACUUCUGAGUAAUGAUGAAGUUACAAUAAAGUAUAAAGAUGAAGAUGGAGAUCUUAUAACAAUUUUUGAUAGUUCUGACCUUUCCUUUGCAAUUCAGUGUAGUAGAAUACUGAAACUGACAUUAUUUGUUAAUGGCCAACCAAGACCGCUUGAAUCAAGUCAGGUGAAGUAUCUCCGUCGAGAACUCAUAGAACUUCGAAAUAAAGUGAAUCGCUUAUUGGAUAGUUUGGAACCACCUGGAGAACCGGGACCUUCCACCAAUAUUCCUGAAAAUGAUACUGUGGAUGGUAGGGAAGAAAAGCCUGCUGCUUCUGAAUCUUCUGGAAAACAGUCUACUCAGGUUAUGGCAGCAAGUAUGUCAGCUUUUGAUCCUUUAAAAAACCAAGAUGAAAUCAAUAAAAAUGUCAUGUCAGCGUUUGGCUUAACAGAUGAUCAGGUUUUAGGGCCACCCAGUGCUCCUGCAGAAGACCGUUCAGGAACGCCUGACAGCAUUGCUUCCUCCUCUUCUGCAGCUCAUCCGCCAGGAGUUCAGCCACAACAGCUCCCAUAUACAGGAGCUCAGACGCAAGCAGGUCAGAGUGAAGGGUCGAUGUACCAACAGUACCCUCAACAGGCCGGUUAUGGCGCUCAGCAGCCGCAGGCACCACCUCAGCCACCACAGCAGUAUGGUAUUCAGUACUCAGCAGGCUAUAGUCAGCAGACUGGACCCCAACAACCUCAGCAGUUCCAGGGAUAUGGCCAGCAACCAACUUCCCAGGCCCCAGCUUCUUCCUUCUCUGGUCAGCCUCAGCAACUGCCUGCUCAACCGCCACAGCAGUACCAGGCGAGCAGUUACCCUCCACAUACUUAUGCUACCCAAACUUCUCAGCCUACUAAUUACACUGUAGUCCCCGCUUCACAACCUGGAAUGGCUCCAAGCCAACCCGGCUCCUAUCAGCCAAGACCAGGUUUUACUCAGCCUCCUGGAAGUACCAUGACCCCUCCUCCAAGCGGGCCUAACCCUUAUGCACGUAAUCGUCCUCCCUUUAGUCAGAGCUAUACCCAACCUGGACCUGGUUAUCGAUAAAGAGGCUCAGCUACGCUGAUGAACGUAGCUGCUUGCUCUUUGCCUCCCAAAAGACUCCAAUGCUACUAUUUUAUUUUAGUUUGUAUUGAAGUUAAGAAAUUUAAAAAGAGCAUUUUUUAUGAUAUCAUUGUUGCCGUUAAUUGAAAGUAUAAUUUGCUAGAACACAAACAAAGACCAAAAUGAAAGUUUUUUCCUCCCCUGCUUAAAAGUGUAGCAGCUUUCUAGUAAUUUUGGAACACUACUCUUAUGUGUAUGUAAAGUGAUUGAUUUUCUAGCUUGCCUUGUCCAGAGGUUAUUAAAAUGCUAGGUUGAAGUUGGCUUUUUACUAUUAACAUGAUGUACUAAAAGUAGAUCUCUUUGAGGAGACAACUAGAUAUUAUGUAUAAAAUGAAACAGUGAUAGGUUAAUAAAGAUGAUUGAAUCCAUUUAGUGGUCUUGUAAUUUAACUUAGUCACUAACAUUAUAUAUACAUGAGAAAAAAAAAGCAAGAAAAAAAAUCCUUAAUUGAUGUUUUUUCAAAAUGAAGUACAGAUGGUUCAGAGAAACACAGUGCUGUUUGAUUUUGGUCUUGACUUGAAAGAAAUGCAUUUAACAGUCAUUGGCUUAAAACAAUGAACUUUAAAAUAGAUGUCAUGGGAAGAUAGAUGUCAUGGGAAGACACAAGAGAUGCAGUUUUAGAAGUUACAAGGGGGUUUUGGUAGAUCCUGAAUAACUGUGAUUUUUCCUUGUAGAGAUGAACCAUUCAGAAAUAAAGAACUCAACCUUAAAAAAACAAACUACAUUUCUUUAUUGCAGAGUUUCUACUUGUUUGAAACGUACAAAAUGUAGCACUGGUAAAAUUGAAGCAUGUUGAC
Pteronotus mesoamericanus is the source of this 2547-nucleotide messenger RNA. It is a transcript of the gene TFG, whose product is annotated as trafficking from ER to golgi regulator. The record is from RefSeq and is a predicted model, not a curated record. Gene Ontology annotation, cellular component: endoplasmic reticulum exit site. Lineage: Eukaryota; Metazoa; Chordata; Mammalia; Chiroptera; Mormoopidae. The transcript has 9 exons. The coding region runs from base 488 to 1693 and encodes 401 amino acids. Gene Ontology annotation, biological process: endoplasmic reticulum to Golgi vesicle-mediated transport; COPII vesicle coat assembly. Gene Ontology annotation, molecular function: identical protein binding.